AUGGUUAUUACCUCCGAGUUCACGACCGACGCCCCGACACAGCCACUCCACAUUUCACUCCUUGACAAAUAUGAAUAUUUCGCCAAGGAGCGCCCCGACUUGAUCGUUUUUGAAAUCAUCGUUCUCCGAACAAAGCCGGACCCACUCCCGAAAGGCGUGACUGAUUUCGAAGAAAUGCUGAAGUGUAAACCCGAUUUCGACUACAGGGCAAUCAAAUUUGAUAUGAAAGAAGAUUUAAUAACACUGCCAUAUAGUUCUGGAACCACAGGAGCUCCAAAAGGCGUGAUGAUCACCCAUUUCAACCUGGCGAGCUGUCUGGAGAUGUUUUUAUUCAAUGAAAAGCGAAAAUGGGCCGAGCUUGGCAUGCCCUUUGACAUUGUUAUUGGCAGAAACUCGCUUGCCAUCCUGCCACAGUACCACGCUAUGGGAAUGUUUACGAUGGUGGCUCUAACAUUCAUGGGGAUUCAACAAAUAAUGUUCCGCAAGUUCCACCUCGAGUCGAUGCUAAUGCAUAUCGAGAAGUUUGAUACAACAGUCCUGAUCCUCGUGCCGGCCAUCAUCAACCAAAUGGCAUUCUCCCCACUACUCGACAAAUACGACAUGUCGUGUCUGAUGACGAUCAAUUCCGGGUCUGCUCCGUUGAGCAAGAAUGUCAUCGAGAGGUUGAAGGAGAGACUUCCGGAUAUCAAUAUUAGGCAGAGCUACGGUAUGACGGAAAUGUCACUUGGAUGCCAUUUUUCUGUACUCAACCAACCAGACAACGCGACCGGAAAGUUGACCGCUAAUAUGUCGAUGAAGGUAGUAAACCAAGAAACCGGUAAAGAGUGCGGGCCGAUGGAGAUGGGCGAGCUUCGAGUAAAGGGACCAGUGAUCAUGAAAGGCUACAAAAAUCGGCCCGAAGACACGAAGAAGACGCUCGAUGCGGAUGGAUGGUUGAUUACAGGAGACCUUGUCUACUACGACAAAGAGGGGUUCUUAUACGUUUGUGAGCGGGCGAAGGAGUUGAUCAAGGUCAAGGGGGCCCAGGUCGCACCAGCAGAGCUAGAAGACGUCAUCCUCGGUCAUUCUGGAAUCGUCGACUGUGCGGUGGUUGGUGUUCAGCACGAGAUAAAUGGAGAGGCCCCACGAGCCUUCGUCGUCCGAAAAAGUGACGGCGUAUCUGAAGAGGAUAUCCAUCGCUUUGUUAAUGAACGCGUUGCCCGGUAUAAACAACUCACUGGCGGCAUCAUUUUCGUCGAAACAAUCCCCCCGGACCCCAACUGGAAAGAUUCUAAGGCGACGCCUGAAGGAGAUGUAUCCUGCGGAGAAUUC
This is a messenger RNA of Mesorhabditis spiculigera, 1311 nucleotides long. Lineage: Eukaryota; Metazoa; Nematoda; Chromadorea; Rhabditida; Rhabditidae. The record is from the annotation of a GenBank genome assembly.